This is a messenger RNA of Alnus glutinosa, 1079 nucleotides long. Its product is annotated as protein MKS1-like. The transcript has a single exon. The coding region runs from base 18 to 791 and encodes 257 amino acids. Gene Ontology annotation, cellular component: nucleus. NCBI's taxonomy places the organism in Eukaryota, Viridiplantae, Streptophyta, Magnoliopsida, Fagales, Betulaceae. The record is from RefSeq and is a predicted model, not a curated record.
UAAAAACUAGAACAAUAAUGCCUUCAAAAUUAUCACCACGAUCAUUCCCUCAAUAUCUUUCCUCUCUCUCUUUCAACUGCCCGGCUUCCAAAUACAGCAUGGACUUCUCAGACUUUCCUGCAGGGAAAUCGCCGAGAAGAGAGCUCCAAGGCCGCCGCCCCACGCCUCUCAGAGUACACAAAGAUUCCCACAAGAUCAAGAAACCGCCGCUGGCGCCGCAGCAACAGCCAUCACAUCCACAACCCCAUCAGCAUCGCCCGCCGGUCAUAAUCUACACGGUCUCGCCGAAGAUAAUUCACACCAGCCCCCGUGAGUUCAUGACUCUAGUUCAACGCCUAACCGGCUUGUCAUCAUCCUCUUCCUCAUCAAUCGACCCGUCUACCAAUAUUAAUCCUUCAAACGACUAUAAAAGCGGUGCAAUAUCGCCCGCAGCUCGCUAUGCGACGAUAGAGAAGGCUAGGUCUCCUGAAGGGAAGAAACUACAGCAUGGCGGCGGCGGCGGUGUGGGAGGGAUAGAGAUUUCUCAUGGGGUUGAGACGAUGGGUCAAUUUCCGGGGAUAUUGUCACCGGGGCCAGCUUUACUUCCUCCAAUCCCAUCCAACUUUUUCUCUCCCUCGUCUGAUCCUGGGCCGCUUAGCAGCUUCUUUCAUGAUCUAAGCCCUGUGUUUCACGGCAGCAAGAAUAAUCAUGUAGAAGGUAGUUUCAUGCCUAGCCCUUCAAACUUUAUUUACAUGACUUCCCCUACUACUCCAUCCAUAGACUUAUUCAACAAUUUCUUUGACUAUAUUUGAUUGUCGGUGGGUUUCUUGUUUUUUGUUCUGAGAACGGAGAGAGAUAUAGCGGUCUUUUUUGGGUUUAAUUAGCUUCAAUGGUGAUCGAAGAGAGAUGAUAGAUAGGGUGGACUAAAGUGGAUUCCGGUGGCGGCCAGAAAUAUGUAGUUGCAAACUUCUUAAUGACACUGUCUGCUUGUUCUGUUCACGUUUUAAUUUGGUGGGCCAUUCAUCAUAAAUAUCUCAUCAUAUGAUAUUCAUCCUUCUCUUUUCUUUUCUUUUAGAAAGAAUCCUUCUCUUUUCUGGUUC